Aspergillus tubingensis is the source of this 561-nucleotide messenger RNA. RefSeq names its product putative NF-X1 finger and helicase domain protein. Lineage: Eukaryota; Fungi; Ascomycota; Eurotiomycetes; Eurotiales; Aspergillaceae. The coding region runs from base 1 to 561 and encodes 186 amino acids. The transcript is spliced from 2 exons. The record is from RefSeq and is a predicted model, not a curated record.
AUGGCCAGUGGAGUGUACGACUUGAAAGAUACGGACUUACUGUCAAUACUCAUGCAUAUGAUGCAAGAAGCGGCGGAGAUGUCUAUAAUGAGUCGGAGGAGGCACUGCAACGCGGUUCGCUCGACACUAAGCAUCUAUCACCUUCAAGAGCCCACCGUGAGUUUCAACCGCAUCCUGGUGAAGACGAUCGAUUCAUUCCAGGGCGGCAAGGCCGCGGUUGUAAUUUUUGACACAACUACCACUGACAGACCCGGCUUUCUCAAGCAGCGUGGUCGUCUGAACAUGAAGCUCAGCCAGGCACGAGCGGCAAUAUAUGUCAUCAUAAAUAUGAAGCGGAACAAAGCGAAGCAGGAGCAGUGCAGUGUUUAUACCUCUGCGAGGAUAGGCCAUGUCACCGUAGAAGAGGCCGACGCAUGCACAACUGACCCUGCGAUCUUCUUGGGUGUGAGCAAUGCUAUGGCCUCGUCACUCGCCGCCGAUACCCGCCGCGCCAUUCAAAUGCAGCCUAAACACUCCAGAAAGUCAAAUCGGUCAUCCUGCGAGAGUUCAGGUCCCGAGUGA